Messenger RNA from Carcharodon carcharias (great white shark), 2658 nucleotides. RefSeq names its product autophagy-related protein 16-1-like. Gene Ontology annotation, biological process: negative stranded viral RNA replication; autophagosome assembly. Gene Ontology annotation, cellular component: autophagosome membrane. The transcript is spliced from 18 exons. Lineage: Eukaryota; Metazoa; Chordata; Chondrichthyes; Lamniformes; Lamnidae. The record is from RefSeq and is a predicted model, not a curated record. Gene Ontology annotation, molecular function: protein binding. Bases 18 to 1793 code for a protein of 591 amino acids.
UCUUGUCACUUUCAGUCAUGGCGACUCGCAGGUCGAGCAGCAAGUGGAAGAGGCACAUUAUUGUCCAGCUCCAGCACCGGGACCGGCACCAGAAGCUGCACUUCGAGGGUCUCAUCCUGUCCUACAACCAGCUCCUCACGAAAUCUGACAUUGUUCAACUCUGGAGAGACAAGUGCGACCCCCACUUGCCCUCAGCUCCCAGUCUAUCUCCUGAACCGGUGAAUGUGACAAAAUUACAGAUCAGGCACCAAGAGAAACUGAACAAACUCCAUCAGGCAAAUGGUGAACUCGCGCAGGAGGUGUUCGAGCUGAGCAAACACCGCAAACGCAAAGAGGUGGAACUGCAGGCAACCCAAAGCAGGUUGUCUGAGUUGGAAGUGAAGCUGGGUGAGUUGGAGGCAAAGCGAGGGCGUCUGCAGGCACGUAUCGAUGAGUUGGAGAAGGCCAAUCACGGGGUGAAGGAGGAGUAUGACACUCUUCAGCAGCUUUACCGUGCUCAGUGGGAGCAGCUACGGAAAAAAGAGGUGGAGGGGUCAGAGCUGAUCCAGAACAUGAUCGAUAUCAAGGCUCAAGCAGCUGAAGAUCUGAAUUACUUGAAUGAGAAGCUAAAGAGGAUCAAGCAGAAGAAUUUAGAGAAAGAUUUGGCAGUUGUUUCCACUGUGCCCAUCGCAAUGAACACAGAUGUCUUUCGCCAAGUGCAAGAACUGUCAACCGAGGAAUCCAGACACCAGGAGACCAAGAGCUUCAAACCAUUUCGGAAUUUAAGGUCAGCCUCCCUCAGUCUUUCAACCCAGCCCAGAUUUCUCCAAUCCUUUAAAGGCCUCUUAAGGAAACGGUCAAGUCCAUCUUUCAGCGACUUCGAUUGCAGCCCAACCUCCUUCCGUUCAGUUGCAAGAGUUCCAGCCAGAGUGCGGCACAGUUUGGAAGCACACGAUGGCGAGGUUAAUGCUGUCAAAUUUUCUCCAAACUCCAGACUCUUGGCCACAGGAGGCAGUGAUAGGACAGUGAAGCUGUGGGACAUUGUUGGAGGAAUGCUGCAGAAGCUGAAAACCCUGGAGGGGAGCAAUGAUGGAGUGACCAGCAUCGAGUUUGAUCCCUCGGGUCUGCAACUCUUGGCAGGAUCGUAUGAUAACACUGCCCGGCUAUGGAGUCUGAAGGACUGUGAGCUGAAGUGCACUUUGUCAGGUCACAGUGCAAAGGUCACGGCAGCAAAGUUCAAGUUUUAUUACAGAGAAGCUGUCACAGGAAGUCACGACAGAACAAUCAGAAUCUGGGACCUGAACAACAUAGCCUGCAUCAAAUUGAUCUCCGUUCCCUCCCGCUGCAGCGACAUCGUUUGCUUAGACUACUUCAUCAUCAGCGGUCACAGUGACAAGAAAAUCCGCCUGUGGGAUUCUAGGGCGGGAAUGAAGUCCAAUGAGAUAUCACUGCAGGGAAAGGUGACAUCUUUAGACAUUAACUCUGACCGGACCCAGCUACUGAGCUGUUCCCGUGACGAUCUGCUGAACGUGACAGACCUGCGGAUGAAUGAAAUCAGGCAAGAGCUCAGAGCUGAAGGGUUCAAGUGUGGAGCUGAUUGGACCAAGGCAAUCUUCAGCCCCGAUGGGCGCUAUGCCAUUGCAGGAUCGUCUGACGGAGUUCUCUAUGUCUGGGACACCCUCACUGGGCAAUUGGAGACUUCCUUGGUCGGUCAACACAGAUCAUCCAUUAACGCGGUUUCCUGGUCUUUAUCGGGAGAGUACGUGGCGAGUGUGGACCGAACGAAGAUGGCCAAUCUCUGGACUGACUGCUGACCUGGCUGCAGUGGUGAUGCCCUUUGACCACCAUUGGAGCAGCAGGUGUCAGCCCUGCCAAAGAAAAGCGUCAAGUGUGCCAAUGCUUGAGUUCUAGAAACUCAAUUUUCCAAACGGGGGAUUAUUUCCGUUGACAACGCCCCCCUCCCUCACCUGCCACGUCCACUUUAUUUCCCAGGCAAAGGGUAUGCAAAACGUGCAACGAAGACUGAGCAAGGAGAAAGAGGCCUUGUUACCUCCCAGAGGGGAUGAGGGAGUUUAUCUCGUGUCUUAUCCAACACAUCGUCCUGCACUUCUCACAGAGAGAGAGAGAGAGAGAACAUCUUGCACAACCCGAAUGGGUGACCGGAAAGUCCCCCAGGCCAGAGUUAAAUCCAGAGCGUUACCUCCACAGCCAAGGCUAUUUUGGAUUCUCAACGAUGGGUGGGGAGGGGGAACAUGAGAAGGGAUUUAGCCUGGAUUAUCCUCCGCCACUGGUAACCAUGUGAAAUAAGGUACAGGAAGGGACAUGGAAGGUGAAAGGAUUCAAGGGAGAAUGAGAUUAGCAAUAAAAACACAACAUUUUGGGAACGCUGAGUGAGUCAGGAUACAUCUGUGGAGAGAAGGGACUUAAAUAAAGGGAUUCAGCUCGUAAACCCACAACUAGAUGUCUGAAAGAGAAGGGACUGAGGUGGGUAGUUAAGGUUGAGAAUCAGUGGAAACACAUACAUGUCAGGGGGGGUCUUAUACAAACUCCUGUGCACUCUCAACACACUUGGUCAUCAAUUAUUUGUCAAAAGGAAAUUUUUUUUUUGAGGGAAACAGAAUAGUUUUUAAAUUGUUGGGACAUGAACUUUUAUUUAUUCAUUCACGGGAUGUGGGCUUC